Molecule: messenger RNA, 1122 nt
Organism: Rotaria sordida
Lineage: Eukaryota; Metazoa; Rotifera; Eurotatoria; Philodinida; Philodinidae
Source: the annotation of a GenBank genome assembly
AUGAAAAUUUGGUUGAUUACAGCACAAAGUACACUUACAAAUUUAAAAAAUGAUAUCAAAGCUGGACGUGUACCAAUGCGUGGUGUUAAUCUUGGUGGAUGGCUUGUUGGUGAAUAUUGGAUGACAUCAGCUUCACCUGCUUGGAAUGGUGUUCCAACAGAUAUUGCCAAUCAUGGUGAAUUCAAAACUAUGCAAUAUCUUGGUCAUAAUAAAGGUGAUAAUCAGUUUAAACAACAUCGUGAUACAUUUAUAACUGAACAAGAUUUUCGUGAAAUUGCUGCAGCUAAAAUGAAUACAGUUCGUAUUCCUGUUGGUUAUUGGAUUACUGGGUUCGAUAAUCAACCUGGUGGUGAUCCAGAUGGAUGGAAAGUUUAUGCACCUGGUGGUAUCAAUUAUUUAGAUCGAGCUAUUCGUGAAUGGGCACCAAGACAUAAUUUACUUGUAUUAAUCUCACUUCAUGCAGCUAAAGGCAGUCAAAAUGGUAAUGAUCAUAGUUCACCUUCUGAUCCAGGCAAUUCACAUUGGUCAGCAUAUCCAGAAAAUGUUCGAAAUACAUUAGAUGCUGUUGAAUGGUUAGCACGACGAUAUAAUAAUGAUGAGGCAUUUUUAGGUAUUGGUUUAAUCAAUGAACCGACAAGAACAACAAAUGAAGGAGUUUUGAAACAGUUUUAUUAUGAUGCUUAUGGUCGUAUUCGUCAAUUUUCAGAUUGUUUAUUAACUGUAGCACCAUUACUAUAUCAACAAGGACCAUAUGAUAGUGAUUGGGCUCGUUUUAUGCCAUCACCACAAUUUCAUGGUAUUCGACAUGAAUGGCAUCGUUAUCAAAUCUGGGGAUACGAAGAUUGGAGUAAAGAUCGUUUAAUAAGUUAUGCUCAAAAUGAAUUGAAAACUGAUAUGUUAAAUUGGAAAGGGAAUUGGCUAUUUAUUGGUGAAUGGUCCAUUGCAUCGUCAGCUAGUUUUAAUGAUGAUGAUUUACGAUUAUAUGCUCGAGCACAAAUUGAUGCAUUUAAAGGAGCAACUGGUGGAUGGACAUAUUGGACAUGGAAAUUUUAUAAUGAUGAUGGUUCAAGAAAUGCUUGGAGUAUGAGAGCAAUGAUUAAUCGUGGUCUUAUCCAACUUUAA